GAGCUCUUUGACAAAACAAUCCAUGCUGGUUAGUUCUACUGUUCACUACAUACCACUAUUUUAAAUCGAAAUGAGUAGCCAACAUUUUUGUUACAUUCGCUCAAUUGUUCAAGUUCAAUUGAGGUAAUCAGCAGGGAUAAUGCCUACUGCGUUCGUAUACUAUUCUACUUAUUAUUCUACUGCGUCUUUAACAGGUAAUUAAGGUUUCCCUUGCUCACCUGAGGAAUGAAUAAAAGGGUAACGUUUUGGACAGGACGUUUUUUUCUUCAUCAUUACGUCACCACCAUCCUUACCAAUUGAGGAAUGGCCACAGUAAAGGAGAGAGCUGCCGCGCUGAAUUUGUCUGGAAAGUUGUGUCUGCCUUCUCCAGGUCAUGGCAUGGUCCAUAAGUCAUUCCAGGCCUCUCCUAUGUGGAGCAGCAUCAUUGCCAACCUCAAAAUGUCAGUAAAGGUGAAGCGAAGGCGCUUUCACCUGAAGUCGCAUAAUGACUGCUUUCUGGGGUCAGAUGCAGUGGCUGUGGUGUUGUCCCAUAUAGUCCAGAACAAGUUUUUUGAAGGUGCUGACAUCUCACGGGACAAGGUGGUGCGUGUUUGUCAGGCCCUCCUGGACUGUAAGGUGUUUGAGACAGUUGGAGCAAAGGUCUUUGGCAAAGAUAAGAGGCAAUAUGUUUUCCAGGACAGCAAUGGUUACCUCUACAGGUUUCUGAACACACAAAUGCCUUCUAUGGAUGAACUUGAAAAAGGAGUCCUUUCUCCUGGUAUUCAAAGCACCUUUUGCAGUGCUUCUUGCAGGCAAGAGGAGCAACUCUAUUCACAUGGUACACCUCUGAGAUCCAACCAACUGUUGGACACUGUCCUGGGAAGUCUGAGUCCAAGCAAAGCACACAUUGAUUCUCCAUUACCACAGACCCUGGUUGAUGAAGUGUUGCGUGAGGAAACGAUGCUGAGACUGCUGCAGCUGGUAGAGCUCCCUAUGUUGGACAAUCUGUUAGAAGGUGGAGAGACCUCUCCCCGUCGCAUGGCACAGAGGGACCCAGACUUGAUUUACACCAGCAACUACCUGGACCGUGAGAUCCUGAGGGCCUUCAAGGACUCACAGGAGGAUGAUUGGCUUACAGCAGCAUUGGACUGUCUGGAGUUCCUCCCUGACCAGCAGGUGGUGGAGGUGAGCCGUGAUCUGCCCAGGUGUCCAAACGUGGUGGGUGUCGGCCAGGGUCAGCCCUGUUGUUCAGGCUCAGGCACCCAGCAGUGCAAACUUCUGCUGUAUGAAACAUUGGUGAAAUACUAUGGCCAGUCCGACCGCUCACCCCUGCUCGCCAACCACAUGUCCGACAUCUACACUGGGGUUACCGAAUUACUAGUGAAUGCGAAGUUUUAUAAAGCUCUUGAGGCACUGCAGUUGUGUUUGAAGCUUCUGCACCCUCGUAAGCGGGAGGAACUGCGCACAUUGUUGAGCUUCAUGGCUAUGGCUGCAGACCCGCUGGAAAUCAAGCUGGACAAAGAGAUUGAGAACAAAAUGGUUGUGAAGAUGGCUUUUUCCAGAGCCAUCAUCCACAGCAAAUCUUUAGCCAAAGAGAAAGUGGACCUCCUGGUGCUGUUUAUGCUGGACAACCGCCAUUACAUUUUUAAGAUACCAGGAUCUUUGCACAAGCUGGUCAGUGACAAACUUGCCAGAGUUGUGCAAGGGGAACAACUAGAUGUGACAGGGUCCACAUUCUGUCAGCAAGUCUCAACAAAGGCUUAUACUGACUGUACUCAAAGAACAACACAAGAAGCGCUGUUGGUGUUACUGAGGAAUAUUCAUGAAGACCCAAAGCACUCUGCCAAAGAGAGGAAACGGCUCCUCAGGCAAUUUUACCAAGGCCACCCAGAAAUAUUUGUUCAGUAUUUUGGAGAUUCUGUGUCUGCUGUCGGUGUGUAGCCAUUGUCAAAAGAUCACUUUGUACAUGUUUGUACAUGCCUAGGUCACUUUGUAUGCAUGUGAUUCUGAAUUAAAUUGAAAUAAAGUCUUAAUCAAUGGACACCAUGGUA
Messenger RNA from Oncorhynchus kisutch (coho salmon), 2030 nucleotides. RefSeq names its product DEP domain-containing protein 7. The coding region runs from base 304 to 1920 and encodes 538 amino acids. The transcript is spliced from 9 exons. Gene Ontology annotation, biological process: intracellular signal transduction. The record is from RefSeq and is a predicted model, not a curated record. Lineage: Eukaryota; Metazoa; Chordata; Actinopteri; Salmoniformes; Salmonidae.